Carlito syrichta (Philippine tarsier) is the source of this 3903-nucleotide messenger RNA. It is a transcript of the gene F13A1, whose product is annotated as coagulation factor XIII A chain. The coding region runs from base 117 to 2315 and encodes 732 amino acids. Gene Ontology annotation, molecular function: protein-glutamine gamma-glutamyltransferase activity. The transcript is spliced from 15 exons. Gene Ontology annotation, biological process: peptide cross-linking; blood coagulation, fibrin clot formation. Lineage: Eukaryota; Metazoa; Chordata; Mammalia; Primates; Tarsiidae. The record is from RefSeq and is a predicted model, not a curated record.
GAGCCAACUUUCUUGUCGUUUUUCCUGCGUCCUUUGGAGGAAGUCCCCAGGCGCACGGAGCAAGUCUUGCUGGGAAUCCCUGGAGGGGGCGCACGCAGGACCUUGUCAAGCUGAGAAUGUCAGAAACCUCCAGGCCCGCCUUUGGAGGCAGGAGAGCAGUUCCACCCAACAACUCCAAUGCAGCAGAGGAUGAGCUCCCCACGGUGGAGCUGCAGGGCCCGAUGCCCCGGGGAGUCAACCUGCAAGACUACCUUAAUGUCACGAGUGUCCACCUGUUCAAGGAGAGAUGGGACACCAACAAGGUGGAUCACCACACUGACAAGUAUGACAACAACAAUUUGAUUGUACGUAGAGGGCAGACUUUCUACAUCCAGAUUGACUUCAACCGUUCAUAUGACCCCAGAAGGGAUCUCUUCAGGGUGGAAUACGUCAUUGGACGCUACCCUCAGGAGAACAAGGGAACCUACAUCCCAGUGCCUAUAGUCUCAGAGCUACAAAGUGGAAAGUGGGGGGCCAAAGUUGUCAUGAGAGAAGAUAGAUCUGUCCGGCUGUCCAUCCAGUCUUCUCCCGAAUGCAUCGUGGGGAAGUUUCGCAUGUAUGUUGCUGUCUGGACUCCCUACGGCAUACUCCGAACCAGGAGAAACCCAGAAACAGACACAUACAUUCUCUUCAAUCCUUGGUGUGAAGAAGAUGCUGUGUAUCUGGAUGAUGAGAAAGAAAGAGAAGAGUACGUGCUGAAUGACAUAGGGGUAAUUUUUUACGGAGAUGUUAGUGACAUCAAGAAUAGAAGCUGGAGCUAUGGUCAGUUUGAAGAUGGCAUCCUGGACACUUGCCUAUAUGUGAUGGACAAAGCACAAAUGGACCUUUCUGGUAGAGGGAAUCCUAUCAAAGUCAGCCGCGUGGGGUCUGCCAUGGUUAAUGCCAAAGAUGAUGAAGGUGUCCUCGUUGGAUCCUGGGACAAUAUCUAUGCCUAUGGGGUCCCCCCAUCAGCCUGGACUGGAAGCGUUGACAUUCUACUGGAAUAUAAGAGCUCUGAGAAUCCAGUUCGAUAUGGUCAGUGCUGGGUUUUUGCUGGUGUCUUUAACACAUUUUUGCGAUGCCUUGGAAUACCAGCAAGAGUUGUUACCAAUUAUUUCUCAGCCCAUGAUAAUGAUGCCAAUUUGCAAAUGGACAUCUUUCUGGAAGAAGAUGGAAACGUGAAUUCCAAACUCACCAAGGAUUCGGUGUGGAACUACCAUUGCUGGAAUGAAGCAUGGAUGACGAGGCCUGACCUUCCUGUUGGAUUUGGAGGCUGGCAAGCUGUGGACAGCACCCCCCAGGAAAAUAGUGAUGGCAUGUAUCGGUGUGGCCCCGCCUCUGUUCAAGCCAUCAAGCAUGGCCACGUCUGCUUCCAGUUUGAUGCGCCCUUUGUCUAUGCAGAGGUCAACAGCGAUCUUGUUUAUAUUACAGCCAAGAAAGAUGGCACCCACGUGGUGGAAGCAGUGGAUUCCACUCACAUUGGAAAAUUAAUUGUGACCAAACAAAUUGGAGAAGAUGGCAUGAAGGAUAUUACUGAUACUUACAAAUUCCAGGAAGGUCAAGAAGAAGAGAGAUUGGCCCUAGAAACUGCCCUGAUGUAUGGAGCUAAAAAACCCCUCAACACAGAAGGUGUCAUCAAAUCGAGGUCCAACGUUGACAUGGACUUUGAAGUAGAAAAAGCCGUGCUGGGAAAAGACUUCAAGGUCACCAUCACCUUCCAGAACAACAGCCCCAACCAUUACACCAUCUCAGCCUAUCUCUCGGGCAACAUCACCUUCUACACUGGGGUCUCAAAGGCUGAAUUCAAGAAUGAGACAUUCAAUAUGAAGCUGGAGCCUUUGUCCUUCAAGAAAGAGGAGGUGGUGAUCCGAGCCGGGGAAUACAUGGGCCAGCUAUUGGAACAGGCAUCCCUGCACUUCUUUGUCACAGCUCGCAUCAAUGAGACCAACGAUGUCCUAGCCAAGCAGAAGUCCACUGUGCUGACGAUCCCUAAGGUCAUCAUCAAGGUCCGUGGCGCUCAGAUAGUUGGUUCUGACAUGGUUGUGACUGUUGAGUUCACCAAUCCUUUAAAAGAAACUCUGCAAAAUGUCUGGAUAUACCUGGAUGGUCCUGGAAUAACAAGACCAAAGAGGAAGAUGUUCCGUGAAAUACCGCCCAACGCCACUGUGCAGUGGGAAGAAGUUUGUCAGCCUUGGGUCUCUGGACCACGGAAGCUGAUAGCCAGCAUGACCAGUGACUCCCUGAGACAUGUGUACGGCGAGCUGGACUUGCAGAUCCAAAGACAAUCUUCCAUGUAAAUCACACAGAAGGCUAAAUGGAUCUAGGCACUUAGCCUCUUGCAGUCUUAGCUAAGGAAAUUCUAAUGCAAAAAUAGUCAGCUCUUGCUUUAAUUUAGACAUGAAGACCCAGACAGGACUGGAGAGCACCCUAGAGUGGGGAUGCCACAUAUUUCAAAGACACACUUUUCAAAACCCUGGCUAUUCAGUUUUGGAAGUUGGUUUUUAAUUGCUCCACCUUCCAGAGGAUGCUGAGCAUUAGCUUUAAUUAAGCUCUAAUUGAUCUCUCAUAGCUCAUAAGAGUCAAAACCAUCAUCCAUCAUCACAAAUGGCUGCAGCUCCAAAUAUCAGAGGGCUUGCCUUAGUAGGGGGAUUUGCUCAAUACCUGGCCUCAUUUAAAACAACUUCUGAUUUCCCACUCAGUGUUUUAGGGGCAGCAUACUCCCUAAAAAGGAGGGAGAUACAGGAUUUGAGGCCUAGAAUUCUAUUCCCCUUUCUUGGAAUCAGGUUUUACCCUCUAUGUCAGAAUAUUUUUCCCAGGACUGGAGCACAACAUCAUUUUUCUUCUUGGCAAAGCCAGGGAAAGGUCUUUCAUCUUGCACCUGCAGCCAAGCGACUGCCUGCCAAAUUUCACAGAUUUACCUUGUGAAAAGAUGUGGCCUCAUAUUAACAAAUUUCAUUUGUGGGAAACUUAAUCACCUAUGAGGCGAUAAGAAAGCAGGUGCAAUACUCAGAUCUAUUAAAUAAUGUCGUUUUACAGUACAUUCUAUAGAAGGUGUCACACUGUGACCUGAUCAGCAAGAACCAAUAUCCUCUACUUUAACCCUUUCUAGGGUGCAGUACUAGAAAGUAAAGAGGUUGAUUUAUAACUGAAAUAUUGAAGAAUUUAUCUCCUAUUUAGUAUUUAUACUUCACCUGUCUCUCCGGGAUCAUCUUCUAUGCAAAAUGAUGCGGGCCCAGACCCUUUUACAAAGGUAGACUAAGCCCAACAAGCUAGAGAAGCUGGUAGCUUUAGGGACCAGGCAUGUGGAAGGACAGUGAUCACUGAUUCUCGCUUGUCCCCUUUACAUCACCCAUGAUGAGACCUCAGCCUGGCACUCAGGUGCUGACAGGUAAUACGGACUCAGCCUUGCAAAUUGCCAUUGUUAGUUCUGAUUCAACAGCAGAGGACACUGACGUCCUUUGUAUUAUGCUCCAAGGCUUCAAUGGACAAGAUCACCUGAUAUUUAUUUGCAAGGCUGAUUUGUAGUAGAAAUUUUCCUUGGAUAUGCCUAGGUCAGUAAACUGAUUCUUCCCAAAACAUGAACAGUGGGAAGGAUGCUGAGGCUGGGUGGGGGUGGGGAACCAAAAAUGGAAUGUUCUGGUUCUACAUUUCUAAGCCUUGAAGACUCUUCCUGAGCCUUCAGCACUAACCUAUGAGGAGGGUUAUCUGGACCCCUCUAUAGAUACGUUGCACAUUAAGUCCAUUAAGAUAUCUCUCAAGCCUUUCAAUACCCAAUUUUAAAGUGAAAUGCAUAUUGCUUCAUGGUUCAACUGGCUUAACUUAGUAAAUCUUAUUCAUUAGAAUGUAAUAGAAGCUUAAAAUAAAGUUAAUCUGAUUAUGUUUGCA